AACAAAUAACAAUUCGUGAGUAAUGUUUGUUUAUUUAUUUAUUUAUUUACCUAUAGUGUUUUUAUAUUUGUUCUUAUUUCAAUUAUUGUUCAAUACUGUUGACUCGAUUUAUGUCAAAUCUUUUUGUCUCUGUUUAUAAAAUAUUGUUGACAUUGUCUUAAUGUCAAACAUGUCAACAACAUUGUGUACACUAUCUUUGAAGACAUGCUUAAAUCUUAAUUGUUGGUGAUUGCUGAUAAUAUUUAUCCCUUAUAAUGGCAAGUUUAUUUGAUAUUGAAAAUUUAAUAACACACGUUGGUCCUGAUGCUGUUAAAAUAAAACAAGAACCAGGUUUACCAGAAAAAUCCUCAAACGAAAUAUUGACAGAAUUAUUUAGUACAUUUGAUACUGAUGCUGAGGCAUCAACAGAUUCAAAAAAAUCAGAUGACGAUAAUGACGAUGAUAAUAAAUCAAAGAAAAAGAAAAAAAAAAGUAAAAAAAAACACAAACAUAAGGAUAAAAAACAUAAAAAAAAGGACAAAAAAAAUUCAACAGAAAGUGAUACUGAAGCUGAUCAUGAUGGAUUAAAAAGAAAAAAAAAACAUAAUAAAAAAUUAAAAAGAAAAAGAAAUUCAAGUGAUUCACAAGAUUCUGAUGAAUUAAAAAUUAAAAUUAAAAAAGAGCCAAUUGAUGUACCAGUUGUUGAUUCAAGUGAAAAUCAAAAUAUUGAUAAUUUUGAAAAAUUUGAUAUUCCAAAAAGACCAACAAGUCCAGUUUUACCUUCAGUUUUAAAAAAAAAUAAUGACGAUAAUGAUGAAACAAUUAUUCCAAGAUUACUUGAAAAAUCAGAUCAAUCAAUAAAACAAAAAAUAUUAAUAAAAGAUUUAAAAAAUAGUGUAGUUUAUAAUAAAACAGUUGAAGAAGUUGAAAAUAAAGAAAAAGAAAAAGCAGCAAGAAUUGAAGAUGGUGAAAUAACUGACAGUGAAAAUAAUGAUAGAACACCAACACUAAGUCCAUCACCAUCAAGAGAUUCAUAUGACAUACCUGGUGAUUCAUCAUUCAGCUGGUCUCGAAUGAAUUCACAAAGUCCAAAACGUAAAGAUACAAAUGAUUUACGUUAUGUAUUAAAAAAAAAAGAAAAAUUAAAAAAAUUAGAAGAAAAAAAAGGUUCAAGAAGUAAUAAUUAUGAUGAUGAUAAUGAUGAUGAGUAUGAUGAUAUUAGAAGAUCAAGAAAAGAUAGAUCAAGAUCAUCAUCAAGACAUAAAAAAAAAUCUAAAAAAUCAAGAAGCCAUGAACGUGAAAAUCACAGAACAAAAAGUAAUGAAAGAAGAAGAGAUAGAAGUUGUGAAAAAAGAUCAACAAGAAGUCGUGAUAGAAGUAGAUAUUCUACUACAUAUUAUAGAAAUAAUAGUGAAGAUAGAAGCUGGGAUAGAUACUCCAGAGGAAGAAGUAGAAGUACAGAAAGAAGAGAAAGAAUUGAAAUUGAUAAAAAAAAAUUAUUAGAAAUUGCAAGAAAAAAUGCAAUAACAAUGAUUAAAAGAGGCACUUUACCAUUGGCACAGCAGGAUAAAGCAAUAGCAGCAAUUCAAGCUGGUGGAAAAAGUGUUGAUGAGCUUAUAGAUUUUUGUAAAUCACUAUCAAAAUCAGAAGCACUAGGUGAAUUAUCAAGUGUAUCAUCAGAUGAAGGUGGUGGUAGUGAUACAGGAAGAAAUUUCCAUCAUCCAUUUCUUUUAAAAGAACGUCCAAAUUCAAUAGUUAUGAAUAUCCGAGACUCAAAACAAAUACCAACAAAAACAUUUCAAGAACGAACAACAGAAUCAUCUACAACUUUACGUUUACAAUUUCCAGUUUCAUCUGGACAACAACAUAGAAAAACAGAAAAUGAAUGGGUAGAAGUUGUACCAACUCCACCAGUACAAAUUGAAAAACCAAAGCCUAAAAAACCAUUUGUACCAGCAUCAACACCAACACCAACACCACAAAAAUUUGAAAUAAUACCACCAGUAAAUUUCGUUGAUAAUAAUCCAAUGAUAAACUCACAAAUUCUACCAGUUCCAGCUCCAAUGCCUGUAACAACAUUUCCAACACCAGCAUCUCUUCUUCCAGGACCAUCAGUAUUUCCUCAACCUGUUGCUGAGAAUGUCGAUAUUGGAAGUAUUGUUUCUCAACGUCUUGCAGCAAUGAGAAAAUUACAAGAUAAUCCAAAUGACGUACAAGCAUUAAAUCAAAUGUAUCAUGCUCAAAAUGGGAUGAAAUAUUGGGCUGAGAGUAAACAGAUGCCAGGUCAAUUUACUGGUAGUACAGGUGCUAAAGUAUUGACACCAGCUGAAUUAACUUCUGGUUAUCAGGCAUGGGCAAGAAAGGAUCAAUUGACAUCAGCUGUGCCUGUUUCGGGUGGUAUGGGUAUGGCAUUGUUGCAAAAAAUGGGAUGGAGACCUGGUGAAGGUUUGGGAAAAAAUAAAGAGGGUACAUUGGUACCAUUACAACUUGAAGUUAAACUUGAUAAAAAAGGUCUUGUAUCAGAGCAUGAUGUGAAUGUUAAAGUUCAAAAAACAAUGGGUAAACCAGUUGCACCGAUUGUUAAAACUCUUGAAGGUAAACAUCCAGUCUCAUUGCUAGGUGAAUAUUGCUCGAAGAAAAAAUUUGCUGGACCAACUUAUGAGCUCUGUUUUGAAUGUGGUCCUGAUCAUAAGAAAAAUUUUCUUUUCAAGGUCAAAGUUAAUGGAAUCGAAUAUAAACCAAGUGUUGCAAGUCCAAAUAAAAAACAAGCAAAAGCUGAAGCAGCUCAAAUUUGUUUACAAACACUUGGAGUUUUUAUAUAAAAUUGUAGAAACAACAAAAUUAUACAUAUAUAAAUUUUUUAAAUGCUUUUAAUAUUGUUUUUAUUAAUUUAUUUUUAAUUUUUUCUAGACAACUUUUAAAAAAGAAAAUUAUUUUUAUCAAAGAGAUUUCUGUGUUCACUUUUGUCAUCACAGAUAUAUUUGCAGGGAUUCGCAUAUUUGGCGUCAUCAAAAUAUCAACGCUUUGGAUAGAUUCGUUUUUGGUGGGCUCUUGUUUUUAUAUUUUCCAUCUGGUAAUAUUCGUUAUUAUUAUUUAUUCAUUGGAGAAAUUAAUUUUCAACGUUAUUCUAAUUAAUUAUUUCAUAUGAAUUUUAUCUUAUUAUUGUAUAAUUUGUCAGUAUUGUUGAGAUGAUUUCAGGUGAUCUGCAAAAAAUAUAUUAAAGAUUUAACAUUUAUUUUUUGUUCGUUUUUUUUUUCAUCAUUGAACUAUUGUCCUUUCCAUUAUAAUUAAAUGA
Messenger RNA from Aphidius gifuensis, 3274 nucleotides. RefSeq names its product protein Son (gene Son). The transcript is spliced from 13 exons. NCBI's taxonomy places the organism in Eukaryota, Metazoa, Arthropoda, Insecta, Hymenoptera, Braconidae. Gene Ontology annotation, molecular function: RNA binding. The coding region runs from base 255 to 2801 and encodes 848 amino acids. Gene Ontology annotation, biological process: regulation of mRNA splicing, via spliceosome; regulation of cell cycle. The record is from RefSeq and is a predicted model, not a curated record.